Messenger RNA from Kuraishia capsulata CBS 1993, 810 nucleotides. RefSeq lists its product as uncharacterized. Gene Ontology annotation, cellular component: cytosol. Gene Ontology annotation, molecular function: oxidoreductase activity. The transcript has a single exon. The record is from RefSeq and is a predicted model, not a curated record. Bases 1 to 810 code for a protein of 269 amino acids. Lineage: Eukaryota; Fungi; Ascomycota; Pichiomycetes; Pichiales; Pichiaceae.
AUGUCGUACGGUGCUGCUGCUGCUUCUCGAUUGGCCGGAAAGGUCGUCCUAAUAACUGGUGCCUCCGCAGGCAUUGGCCUGGCCACGGCCAAAGAGUUUGCCUCUGCUGCCAACGGUUCCAUCAAAUUGGUCUUGAACGCCAGAAGGCUGGACAAUCUUAACAAGCUCAAGUCAGAGCUGUUGGCCGCUUAUCCAUCCUUGAAGAUUCAUGCUGGUGUUUUGGACGUCUCCAAGGUAGACACUAUCAAGCCCUAUCUGGAUUCUCUUCCAGACGAGUUCAAAGAGAUUGACAUCUUGGUCAACAACGCCGGAAAAGCGCUUGGAUUAGAUAAGGUGGGUUCUAUUGAUCCUGCUGACGUAACCACGAUGUUUGAGACGAACGUGAUCGGAAUGGUGGCUAUUACCCAGCUGGUCUUGCAGGGAAUGAAAGAAAGAAACCGGGGUGAUAUCGUCCAAUUGGGCUCAAUUGCAGGUAGAGAGCCUUAUCCAGGUGGAAGCAUUUACUGUGCAACUAAAGCAUCUCUCAGAUUCUUCACUCAUGCUCUGAGAAAGGAGCUGGUCGACACCAAGAUCAGGGUGAUGGAGAUCGAUCCUGGUAAUGUCGAGACUGAAUUUUCAUUGGUUAGAUUUAAGGGCGACGCUGAAAGAGCUAAAAGCGUGUAUGCCGAUACCGAGCCUUUGGUUGCUGAGGAUAUCGCCGAAUUGAUCGUUUUUGGAUGUUCCAGAAGAGAAAACACGGUGGUUGCCGAGACCCUGGUGUUUUCCACGAACCAAGCCAGUCCCUUCCACCUGUACCGUGGUGGUAAUUAG